Messenger RNA from Tupaia belangeri chinensis (Chinese tree shrew), 954 nucleotides. RefSeq names its product olfactory receptor 2G6. Gene Ontology annotation, cellular component: membrane. The coding region runs from base 1 to 954 and encodes 317 amino acids. The record is from RefSeq and is a predicted model, not a curated record. Gene Ontology annotation, molecular function: olfactory receptor activity; G protein-coupled receptor activity. Gene Ontology annotation, biological process: G protein-coupled receptor signaling pathway. The transcript has a single exon. NCBI's taxonomy places the organism in Eukaryota, Metazoa, Chordata, Mammalia, Scandentia, Tupaiidae.
AUGGAGGAAACCCACAACAGCACUCAACAGGGAUUUCUGCUCCUGGGCUUUUCAGACCAGCCCCAGCUGGAGCGGUUUCUCUUUGUCGUCAUCUUGCACUUUUAUAUCCUUGGCCUUCUGGGGAACUCCGCCAUUGUGCUGGUGUCUUGCCGGGACCCCAAACUCCGCACCCCGAUGUAUUUCUUCCUCCGGAACCUCUCCUGUGUGGACAUCUGCUUCACCACCAGUGUGGCUCCACAGCUGCUGGUGACCAUGAACAAGAGGGACAAGACCCUGAGCUAUGGGGGCUGUGUGGCCCAGCUGUAUGUGGCCAUGGGCUUGGGCUCCUCUGAGUGCAUCCUCCUGGCAGUCAUGGCAUAUGACCGCUACGCGGCCGUGUGCCAGCCGUUGCACUACACAGCAGUCAUGCACCCACGGCUCUGCACAUCCCUGGCCAGUGGGGCAUGGCUCAGCGGCCUCCUCACCUCCCUGGUCCAGUGCUCGCUCACGGUGCAGCUGCCUCUCUGUGGUCAUCGCAGACUGGACCACAUUUUCUGUGAGGUUCCAGUGCUCAUCAAACUGGCCUGUGUGGACACGACCUUCAAUGAGGCAGAACUCUUUGUGGCCAGUGUCGUCUUCCUAGUCAUCCCUGUGUCACUCAUCUUGAUCUCCUACGGCUUCAUAACCCAAGCUGUGCUGAGGAUCAGGUCGGCCGCAGGGCGCAGGAAGGCCUUUGGGACGUGCUCCUCGCACCUGCUCGUCGUCGUCAUAUUCUAUGGGACCAUUAUCUUCAUGUAUCUUCAACCAGCAAAAAGUAGCUCCAAAGACCAGGGCAAGUUUGUAUCUCUUUUUUACACGGUUGUCACCCCACUUCUAAACCCCAUUAUCUACACUCUGAGGAACAAAGACGUACAAGGAGCCCUGAGGGCGAUGGUCCUGGGAAAGGCUGCAGGUCAGGCCAGCCGGGAGCUGUAG